This is a messenger RNA of Cynocephalus volans (Philippine flying lemur), 450 nucleotides long. RefSeq names its product large ribosomal subunit protein P1-like. Bases 1 to 450 code for a protein of 149 amino acids. Gene Ontology annotation, molecular function: structural constituent of ribosome; protein kinase activator activity; ribonucleoprotein complex binding. The transcript is spliced from 4 exons. Gene Ontology annotation, biological process: cytoplasmic translation. The record is from RefSeq and is a predicted model, not a curated record. Gene Ontology annotation, cellular component: cytosolic large ribosomal subunit. NCBI's taxonomy places the organism in Eukaryota, Metazoa, Chordata, Mammalia, Dermoptera, Cynocephalidae.
AUGGUAUUGCUGGUGCCCAGCACUGUGAUUGACAUAUGGCUGAGGCUCCAUGAAAAGCUGGAUGAGGAUGAUGUCAUGUGGGGCGCCGCCAGGGUUCCCUCCAUAAGGCCUAGUGGAGAAGCAGCAUUCACGGGAAGAGUGACUAGCACCACACCUGGCAGCACUAGUCCUGCACUUGCCUGGACUGUGGCCUCCGUCUCCAAGCUCACCUGCAUCUACUUGGCUCUCAUUCCGCAUGACAAUGAGGUAACUGCCAUGGCCAAUGUCAACUUUAGGAGACUCAUCUGCAAUGUAGGGGCUGGUGGACCUGCUCCAGCAGCUGGUGCUGCACCAGUAGGAGGUCCUGCCCCCUCCUCCACCACUGCCCCAGCUGAGGAGAAGCAGGUGGAAGAAAAGAAAGAAAAAUCUGGGGAGUCCGAUGAUAACAUAGGCUUUGGUCUUUUUGACUAA